Molecule: messenger RNA, 5169 nt
Organism: Pelobates fuscus (common spadefoot toad)
Lineage: Eukaryota; Metazoa; Chordata; Amphibia; Anura; Pelobatidae
Gene: LCORL
Product: ligand dependent nuclear receptor corepressor like
Exons: 9
Coding region: 9-5039 (1676 amino acids)
Biological process (GO): regulation of transcription by RNA polymerase II
Cellular component (GO): nucleus
Molecular function (GO): DNA binding
Source: RefSeq, a predicted model, not a curated record
CCGACAGAAUGGCUGCCCAGUGCCGGAGCCCUCGGUGCACGGCGGAGAGGAAGGGAUUCCGGCGGGAACUCGACUCCUGGCGGCACCGGCUCAUCCACUGUGUAGGUUUCGAGAGCAUCUUAGAAGGGCUGUAUGGACCAGGAUUACGUAGAGACCUCAGUUUGUUUGAUGAUUGUGAACCUGAAGAACUAGUCGAUUGGUGUGUAGAUGAUAAAUGUUCAUUAUGUAACCUUCGUAAAGAUAUAGUCACCGAUUGUCCAAUAUCUGAUUCUGCGCAGUCCACACCUACAGAGGAACUGAUAUCUCAGGGCCAGUUCAACACAGAAAAUAUUGAAUGCCAAGCUGAAAAUUACUUAAAUGCACUCUUUCAAAAGAAAGAUCUUCCUCAGAACUGUGAUCCUAACAUUCCACUUGUAGCUCAGGAACUAUUGAAAAAAAUGAUACGUCAGUUUGCAGUUGAAUAUGUUUCAAAAAGUCGAAAGAUUCUUCAAGGAAACCAUGAACCUUUGUCGGACACUCCCAUUACUUUCAAUGGUAUUCAAGUGAAUCAAACAGAAGACUUAUUUCUCGAAGAACAAGAUGGGCCCCUAGACCUCACUGUAACUCGAAUCGAAGAAAAUAAUUUUCAGGAUGAAGGUGUGUUGGACCUCUCUCUAAAAAGCAACUGUAAUGGACAUGAAAAGAAUGGAAAGAUAAAAAAUUCAAGGAAUGGUGUGAUCAAAAUGCCUAUGAUACAAAAACUGGAUAAACCGAUUAACCUACAAAAGAGAAAUGCCUUAGCUGAAGUUUUAGAUUCCCUGUGCCUAUACCACAAGCAACAAAUCCAACUUAUGUUAACAUUCUUAACUGAAGAAAAAAGAUGUUGUACGAGCCUCUGCAAGAACAAUGAGAAAUCACGUGUCACUUUUCAUGAUGCUACAUCACAUAAACUUACCAGACGUGGCAGUUUAAAAAGACAUGCUCCUAACGUGCACAUACCCACUGUUUCUGUUUGUCUCAAGGAUUUACGUCUUACCUGUCCAAGUAUUGUGUUUGGAACUGUUAAACUGGAUGCAAACAAAAAUGGAGCUGUGUGUCUUAAAUCUAGUGAUCCCGUUAAAAACGAUAAAACAAGGCACUCCAGAAAAAAGUCUUCUUGUCUAUUAUGUAGUGACGCACACCUACCUAGCAAAAGACGGAAAACUAAUUUUUCAAGUACUUCAUUACGAUCAGUAAAACAUGAUAGGGCACAUUCUCAAGGGGAAACUGCUAAACACUAUAAAUCUUCUGUUAAACAUGCAGUAAGUAAAGGCUGCAAAAACAUGAUUGAUAUCUCAUCAAAGUCCAAUAACCAUGAAAACUAUAAGGAUAAACUUGAAGUAAGAAAGGACUCUAUUUUGCAAGAUCUUUUUAGUUAUACCACUAAAAGGGAAGUUGCGGCAACAAAGUCCCGUCCACGCAAUCUUUGUGCCACUGAAAAACACUUGAGUGACACACCUCAGUUUAGAAGUUUAGUAAAACAUAUUAUAAGAAAGACCGCAAAAAAUGGCUGCAGUUUCAAAGAGGUGCUAAACCAAUAUGUAAAAAAUUCAAAAGCAAACAUGAUCCAAACAAGAUUUCGCAGACGGCAGGAGAAGGCAUCAGAAUUUAAUUCCUCUGCCCUUUCCUUAACCAGACGGCAAUAUUUACAGGUCAAAAGAGAACUUUGUACCCUAGUGGAAACCCUUUCUAAGAACAAAAUAGCUUUUGAAAAGAAUACCAAAAAAAACACAAACCAAAAAGUCAGCUCCAAUAAAAAACAAGCCAAUGGUGUUUUAGUUGUAGAAAACUGUAAAAGUGGACAGAUAGCUGAUAAACCUCAGAACAAUCUAACAGAACUACCUCACUACCAUAACUUGAAAGUGAAUUCCAUGCAUGUGAACUGCUCAAAAGUUGAUGGUUUACCCAACCACUUACGACUUUCUCCUAUCCAAAAGCAGCCACUUGAGAAAAAGAGUGUAAGAAUCCACACUGGCCCCAAAACUGUUGUUCAAGACUGCACUUCAAAUUGUAGCCAAAGUAAUUCUAGAAAAUCUCAAACUUUUAAUGUGUCACAGGGAGAGUGUUUUGCCCUGAGUUCUAGCCAUGUAUUUUGCAAAUGCACAUUCAAGCACAUCUUGGGGAUGUUUAAGGAUAGCAUGAAUUGUUUUCAAAAUAACGAUAAAAAUAUUCGUUUGAGGAACACACACCUACAUGUUGUUGUUGAACGUCUUAAAGAUUCAGUGUAUUUAACCGGUGGAGAAUUAAACACACCUGCUAUGUGUGAGAAAAAACUAAAACAAAGAUGCAAUUCUAAAAGCACUAAAAAUAAUUCUGUAAUACAAAGCCAUAAAACAAAUAUGACAUGUACAGAGAGAGAAGUCUCAAUGAAGCCACUAAACCUUCUUAAAAAAAAUACAUGUUCAAGUGUGAAUAAAACUAAAGAUAAAACAAAUACCAUCUCUGUGCCUCUGGUUCUAAGUGCCCAAAGUACACUCUCUACACCAGAGUCAAUGGAAACAAGUAUACCACUUACUCCUAAUAGACUUUGUAGUCCAGUAAAGAUCAUGUUUCUUUCCAAUGUAGAUAGUGCUGAGGGAGUAAAAUAUACUUUGAGCCCUGUCUUUAUCUCACCUACUCCAAAGGCAGUUGGCUGCAUUAAUGAUCAAAAACAAGACAAAGAUAGAUCCACUGCUGAUAGUAACCUGUCUUACAAGAGUUUGGAAGAAAAUGACCAGUUUCUCUCAUUGAAAGGAACAAAAUCUGGUGUUUAUAAUCAAUACAAAUGUAUAGGGAAAACCGAUAGAGAGACUCGUUUCCAAAAAAGACCACAAGGAAGGCCCAAAAGAAUAGCUCCUUUAGUUUUGAAGCAGAUCAGAAGCCCUUUGGGGGAAAAAACAACAAAGAUAAAAAGAACACAAAAUAUUAAGCUUGAAGAGCCUAAAAGGAACUUUGCAUUGCGUAGCAGAAAUGAUCGACACACCUCUGAUAUAACAGUGUCUAUUAAAUUUGGGACGUCAACUAUGAAAAGGCGUAUCUCCAGAGUUAAUGCAUCCCCAAAUAGAGAAAUGGUUCAUAAUAAAACACAAUCUUUACCAGAUUUUUCAAAAAUUAAUAUAUCCCCUGUUGGAAAGCUAAUUUCUAACAAAACACAUCUAUUACCACAGUCUGAUAAAAAAGGCUAUAUGUGUAGUUCUGAAAAUGGAAGAACUACAAGAAGUCGUUCUGCACUUUGUCAUUCAAGAUCUUCUGAAACUCUUCAAAAUCCAAGGAGACUGUCACUGCGGAAAAAUACAGUUAAAUGUAGUUCGCCUCAGGAAAGGAUCUUGACCAUACCGAACACUGUUUUACAUCUUCACAAGAGGCAAUUUAAUCCAAAACAGGAUCUUGGAUGGAACAGGAGUGAAACUAGACACAUACUGAGCCAAAGAAAACCUCCUUAUAAGAAGAGAGGUAGACGAUCGUCACCAAGGAAUUCUCAGUUAUUUAGUCAAACCGCAUUGUCUAGCGGGUCAUCAUUGUAUUCCCUGCGUUCUUCUGUGUCUUCUUCUGCCUUGGCUUUUAGUGAUCUCUUACAUCAGAAAUCAGAAAAGCGUAGGCUUAAGACAUUUAAAGUUUGCAAUAAACAUUGCAAAAUUGCGGACAAACAAUCUGAAAUUUCAUCAAGAAAUAAAGUAUGUUUAGAAACUAUUGCAAAUACUGAUGGAAACUUUGACACGUCUGUCGAUUCCAUUUUUCAAACUAACACCGUCCUUAAAUGGUGGUCUUCGUCUACUUCCAAAGAGUCUUUGCUACAAGAUUUAGACCUAAAAUACGAACAGAUAAUAAAUGCAUGGCGAAAUGACAAUGAAAGACAGUCUUCCUCAACCUUGCAACUAUGUGGUCCUCCGGAGAAAAGAUCGCCCGUUCAGAUGUUGUUUGAAAAAAAAUAUAAUAAUAAUGAUAUUUCUGUUUUGUUUAUGCAAACAACAGAGACUAAAUCCCUCUCGAUAUUACCAAAAGCUAACGCUCGAAGCCCUUUAGAACUAAACAAUAAGGUAGGUAAAAGAAGAAAAAAACAUGUUGCUGUAAAUUCUAGCAAAAGAGUAAAGAAUUGCAUGCAGCAAACUUCUCUGGUCAUGCCAAAAGAAAGUCCAAGCAUUUCUAAAUUUGCUCAACCACAAAGCGUCGGAGUAAAAAAUAUAAAUACAAACAAUGAAUUGAAAUGCCAACAAGUGUGGAAUCUAAACCGUUUACAGAUUGUGGAUGGCAAGUCUAAAGAUACAUGUUUAAAAUUUGUAUGCACUAGAGAGAUAUUGGAAGAUGUUGAUGUUACAGUUCCUGAAAUAAAAGAUAAAGAAACUUUUCAGUCACCUGUAACUGCUUUACCUUGUGAUGACGAUGAUGAAUCAUCCAGUGACUUGGAAUGUACUAAUUCAACAACUAGUGUUCCUAGUGAAUUGUUGAAUAUGAAACAAAUGACUAAGCAAACUAAAUCCUAUGCAAGCAAAAAUGCAAAAAAAUUUAAAGGCUGCAAAGUCUUUCUUACAAAACUUAGUGAUGUUGAAACAAAACGUCCAAAGGAAAAUAUUUCCUCAUUGAAAGCCCUAGGUGUGAGCAAUGCUACUGAACUAAAAAAAUGCACUUUAAGAUCCAGUCCUAAUUUCCCUGUUGAUUUUAGCACCGAAUGUAUUGAUCAGGGGAGCAGGUCUGUGACCAAAAGCUUAAGCACUACACUUAAAUCAAAAAACUCUCUUAAUGAGAAACCUGGAAAAAGAAUGGGCUUAAGAAAAUCCACAAGAGCAGUCUUUACCAAAUCUAAUCCUUCAUUUGAAUGGAUAUUAGAAAGAAGAAACGGUGGGAAAAGACUGGGAAGACCAUCUAUAUGCAGAAAAAUAAGCCUCAAGAAAUCUAACCAACUUUCAUCCACUGGUAAGGGGGACAGUGAGUAUUCUAAGUUAAAGUUGGGACCUCUUAAACCAGUUGGAUUUCCUUCAUCUAGGGGGCAUUCGGUCAGGGAUGGAAUGUAUUCAUUGACCCCAAUUCGUAUAUCACAACAUUGAACAAUCACAAAGCUUGAAAGCAAUUCCUUCUGAAAUAUUGAAGAAUUACACACCAAGUGCCUUAACAUACAGUUCGCCACAAGACCAAGAGUCUUCAAUAUAAAGUUUCAGACUGUACAUUGCACUAUUG